Messenger RNA from Paramecium sonneborni, 476 nucleotides. The record is from the annotation of a GenBank genome assembly. Lineage: Eukaryota; Ciliophora; Oligohymenophorea; Peniculida; Parameciidae.
GGUUAAUUAAAUAAAUGGGAAUAAAAAGAAAGAGAGUGAUAAUGCAGGCAGGAUCUCUUUUGAAUCCAAUAUUUAGAUAUGUAUUAAAGAUGAAUUUCAUUGCUAACCCUACAGAUGUACAUGGAACAAGAUUACUAAGGUAUAUUAGAUUUAUUAUCCAUAGACAUUUGCAAUAUUCAACAAUGAAUUUAAAUAAGAAAUUACAUCAACCAAAUUUUGAAUCUUCAUAUAGAGAAUCAGUAGAAUGUAUUUCUAGUAAAUGGGAAAUAAAAUUUGGUAUAUUAUUCUAAUAAUUUUAAGUGAAUGGAUGGGAAAGGACAUUCUAUAUGAAAUAUGCAGAUAUGUCUACACUUUAUCAAACUAUUAGGCAAUACAAUUAUUUCAUUGAAGGCUAAAGAGCUCUUCAAGGUGAGGAUGAUGAACCAGAUGAUACCUUAUUACAAUAUUGAAUUAAAUAUAAUAGAGAGAAUUAUCAG